Penicillium daleae is the source of this 282-nucleotide messenger RNA. RefSeq lists its product as uncharacterized. The record is from RefSeq and is a predicted model, not a curated record. The coding region runs from base 1 to 282 and encodes 93 amino acids. Lineage: Eukaryota; Fungi; Ascomycota; Eurotiomycetes; Eurotiales; Aspergillaceae. The transcript has a single exon.
AUGCCUCGCGAUCGCCGAUUCCGCCCAGAGAUCCUCGAGCUCGCAACCCGUCUCGCAAACCGAUACAACAUGGGUGAGAUCCGAGCGAACGAAGUCAGCCCAAAUGAGAAAACCUCGACGAAUACACCUAUCUUUCCAAAGCCUCAUGUCAAAGAGACUGCAGAACGCGAGAAACACAAGGAGCCGAAGUCCUCUAACUCUGAUGCCGAAGAGGGCCCCAAGAUGUGCGGAAAUACCGGCAAUUCCAAUGCUGGAAAUUAUCAACUUCGAGCCCAGACAUGA